Symbiodinium pilosum is the source of this 188-nucleotide messenger RNA. The record is from the annotation of a GenBank genome assembly. Lineage: Eukaryota; Dinophyceae; Suessiales; Symbiodiniaceae.
GCAGAGCUCUCAUUUUCCAACCAAUCCGCGCAUCCGGGCUUCCUGGGUGUGCUGCAAGGUCACAAGCGUGCCAUCUAUGCACUCGCCAUCUCGUCCGAAGGUCUCCUGGCGUCCGGGGACAAGGAGGGUGCGAUCUAUGUUUGGAACCUCACCUCUACUGCUGCGCUACCUACGCGGCCGUGGAGGAG